UGGACUUCGUUUCUGUUGAUUCAACAUCGCUAUUUCGACCUUAAGAAACUAUAACAGUGACGAAUGUCUGCCAGGUUUGAGAUUCCUCACAGAAAGGAAGCCUAUUCGAGAGGGUAUUCCUUUCCUCCGCUGAAGCCCGGAGUGUUGCGACUCUACAGUAUGCGAUUCUGUCCAUAUGCACAGAGCACACGUCUGGUUCUCGAACACAAACAGAUCCCAUAUGAGACGAUUAACAUUAAUUUAAAGUACAAGCCAGACUGGUUCCUGCAACGAAAUCCUUUGGGUCUUGCUCCAGUUAUAGAAAAAGACGGAAAGAUUGUAUACGAAUCCAUCGUUUGUAACCAGUACCUUGACGACGUGUACCCACAAUCUAGGUUGUCUCCCCUGGAUCCCUAUCUAAAGGCAAGGGACAGAAUUUUGGAAGAAGUUUUCCGCAAGUUCAUCAUGCAGUUUCAUAAACUUGUUUUCUCUCUUGGAAAAAACAAAGAGGCUGGUAAAAAUUUAUGGAAAGUCGCUGAAAACUUCGAAAAUGCUUUAGCGGAAAGGGGACAUUUUUUUGGAGGUGAUAAACUGUGUAUGCUUGACUGCACGGUAUAUCCUUACUUUGAGCGCCUCGGCAUGCUAGAAGUCAUUGCUCCAAACUUUGCAUUUACCGAAGAACGGUUUCCCAACAUCAACGCUUACGUCAAGCGGAUGCAGAACGUCCCUGCUGUCAUGGCAACGAUGGUUGACACCGUAACUCACAUUCAGUUUGGAAUAUCAUUAAUGCAAAAACAACCCAAGUAUGAUUUGGGUUUGGCACCAUCAAAAGCAAACCUCUAACUUUCUAUCUGAGAAAAAAAAAAUAUUCUGAAGACUAUCGAAGGAGCGUCUUCCAUAUUACACCAUAUCAUUGAUGCAUUUACCUUAAUUUGAUACCCAAUAGCCGGUAUAUUUUUCGUGCUGGGGUGUUGUGAAAUAUUCAUUCAUUAUUUCAUUCCAUAUUACACAUAUUUAUUUUAUGUAUCUUAUAUAGCGAAAUUAUACAGUGUUUGUCCAAGUGUUGAAAAUGUUUUGUGUGAUCAUAGUAGCAUUUAAUGGAGUUUGUUUAUACCGUUUUCAUCACCAUGGCGACCACACAUUUGUGGAGUAAAUGCAAUAGAUCUUUUUAACCUUGAUUUUAUCUCAAUUGUCAAACUGUAAA
Gigantopelta aegis is the source of this 1183-nucleotide messenger RNA. Its product is annotated as glutathione S-transferase omega-1-like. Gene Ontology annotation, biological process: glutathione metabolic process. Gene Ontology annotation, cellular component: cytoplasm. NCBI's taxonomy places the organism in Eukaryota, Metazoa, Mollusca, Gastropoda, Neomphalida, Peltospiridae. The transcript has 5 exons. Gene Ontology annotation, molecular function: glutathione transferase activity; glutathione dehydrogenase (ascorbate) activity. Bases 64 to 822 code for a protein of 252 amino acids. The record is from RefSeq and is a predicted model, not a curated record.